Ooceraea biroi (clonal raider ant) is the source of this 2128-nucleotide messenger RNA. RefSeq lists its product as uncharacterized. NCBI's taxonomy places the organism in Eukaryota, Metazoa, Arthropoda, Insecta, Hymenoptera, Formicidae. The record is from RefSeq and is a predicted model, not a curated record.
GCAGUUUAUGUAGGUGACUAUCAGUAUCGAACAGUAUCGAACUACUCGUAUCACCACGUACACGUAUCGAGCGUUCACGUUGUACAUUGUCAAAUUUGUGACUGUUAGACCGCAUUGUUCGAAUUAUAGAGAAAUAUAGAGCAAUAUAGAGUAUAUAAUCAAGCAUUUAUUAAAAAAAGACGCGAUUGACAUGGAGACUACUGAAGAAACUAUUACAAGGCAAAGAAAGAAAGAGUUGCAAAACGAUAUGGAAGAUAAAUUAUCAGAUAAUAUCGAGGAAAACGAAAAGAAAGAGGAAUCGAAGAAGGAAGUGAAGGCUGGCUUCAAAUACUAUUACAACAAAUUUAGAUAUUAUCAUUAUUACAUUGCCAAGAAAAUCGAUAACGGCAUCGGAGUGUUGUGCAUGUGGAUCUUUAAACUUCUGUUAUAUUUAAUGGGAUACAGAUACAACGAACUACCUUUUAUCCCAGAUGAUGAAUGUAUUCGGCCGUAUUGCCACUGCAGGAACUCAAAUAUUCACGAGCCGAUUGUAAAAGAUGCAGUCCAAUCUCCGCGAGGUACUAUACGUAAUGGAAGCCUCUUUGAAAAAUUCCUCAGCACGCUGUUAUCCGAUAGAAGUUGCUUCGCUCGGUCACUCAUCCGAACAUUUUAAAUGUUACUUACGAACCUCCCGCGUAGCGCACCAUUACUUCUUUUUUUUCCCUAAUCCUGCUUGCAGCCGGGAAAGAACGUGAAUACAUGAACAGGCGAACUUUUCUUCCGUCUGAGCGCAAGUGAUUUUUUUUAACUCACUUUCCGCUCUUUACCUAACUACACUCAAGGUCGGUAGAUGGAGGAACUGGCGAAGUAAGGUCCUCGCAUCCACUUCACACGAUUUGACCCGAAAAUGGCGGCGAAAUGUAGGUUAUUCUCGUUUUAUGCGGGAUACAUGAGUAAGAAUGGUGAAGUAUUUUUGCAUAAAUGCAGGUUUUGGCAAAACAACCUGGCAUUUUUGUUUCACAACACUCUGUUCACUUUGUUGUCGACUUUGCCUGCUGACUGACAUACACAUCAAUACACAUGUAUAUAUCAUGAUACUACGUGUACAUACAUACAUACACACAUACGCGCUGUCCCGAAAAUGGCGGUCAUGCGAGGACCUUACUUCGCCAGUUCCUCCAUCUACCGACCUUGACUACACUAACAUCAUAGAACUGUUGCGUUACGCUCUUUUACACGGGCUUUGAAUCAAAGUCGUAAAAUAUUAAUUUGUCACUUAAAUCAUAUUGCGAAUAGAAAACUGAUGAUAGAAGAAUCGCACCAGCAUUGCAUCUUUUAUAAUCUAAGAUUAAUAAUAAUCGCGACCGCGAUACUUCACAUAGAAAAGAUAUGUCAAAUCCGCAUAGAAUCAAAAAAGCCAGUGUACAACAAAACGAAUUCCUUUCUUGGAGACUGAGUCCACAAAAUCGUAUCUAUCGUAGACAUCUGUAUUUUAUGCCAAGCGUUAUGGCCUCGCGGUUGAUACUUGCAUUAUAUCGUACAUAAAAAUAUCUUUCUUCCAUAUAGUAAAUGCAACAAUGGUAAGCGACCUAUUUCCCCGUCGAGAAACGUUCGUGGAGACAAAAUAUGAAAGCGUAUAUUUUUCUCGUAUAAUUUGCGCGUUUAAAAUGUUACAUUAUCGAGCAUGAUGCUCUCUGCUUGUGUGAAGUAAAAGAAUUGUGUGGCAACACGAUAAUGUCAAUUAAUAAUAAAUUGUGUAUGUAUUCCACAUGUAACUUGCUACAAAGAUAUGAUAUGACAAGAAAAUAAUUAAACGACAUCAAACAACAUCGAUUGUAUAUUUAUGACGGUGACGUGUAAAUUGGAUUAUUGUGUAUGUUUACAUGUAUUAACCCUCAUGUGCACAAGAAUAGGUAAAUUAUGAGUGACAAAAUAAUGGGACGGUUAAUUAAUAUCUCGGACGCUGUGCACGCUUUUAUAUAUUUAGUCCAGGUUAUUCAAUGUGAGUUAAUUGGAACAGUUAAUUAUAUAUCAUAAGUGAUUUUUUACUCGCGUAUGAAACGGUAAAUUCAGUUAAAUAAAUAUAAAAAUAAUUUCACGUAAUGUCCGCAUAAUGUAAAAACCAAACGGAAUAUUAAAAUAGCGAAAC